CCCAGCAGCGACGUCAUACACCAACCAGGUGGCCUUCCCUCCUCUGGCCCAGUCCACUGUGUACUCUGCCUUCCCUCAGACAGGCCAGACCUACGGCCUCCCGCCCUUCGGUGCUAUGUGGCCAGGCAUUAAAACUGAGACAGGGCUGCCUGAGGCGCCCUCUGGUGGCCAGCCUGGGUUUCUCAGCUACAGCACCGCAUAUACCUCCACCCAGCCCGGCCAGCUGCACUACUCAUACCCCAGCCAAGGCUCAAGCUUCACAACAUCCAGUGUGUACUCCAGCAUCCCUUCAGCGACAGCCGUCCCCACAACCUCCCCCACAGCGGCCCACCAAGUAAGGACAAGACUCU
Molecule: messenger RNA, 350 nt
Organism: Notothenia coriiceps (black rockcod)
Lineage: Eukaryota; Metazoa; Chordata; Actinopteri; Perciformes; Nototheniidae
Product: eyes absent homolog 1-like
Exons: 3
Source: RefSeq, a predicted model, not a curated record